GCCCCGGUGACGCAGCCGAUCGAUCGCCACCAUCCAGUCCCCCCUCCGGCUUCCAGAAGCUUCUCGACGACGCCAUGCGUCCGGCCAUCCUCGCCGCCCUCCUCCUUCUCCUCGCCGCCGCGGCCUCCCCGGCGGCCGCGCUCUACUCCGCCGGCUCCCCGGUCCUCCAGCUCAACCCCAACAACUUCAAGAAGGUGUUGAACGCGAACGGGGUGGUGCUGGUGGAGUUCUUCGCGCCGUGGUGCGGGCACUGCAAGCAGCUGACGCCGAUUUGGGAGAAGGCCGCCGGCGUCCUCAAGGGCGUCGCCACAGUCGCCGCGCUCGACGCCGACGCGCACAAGGAGCUUGCGCAGCAAUAUGGAAUACGGGGAUUCCCAACCAUAAAAGUAUUUCUCCCUGGCAAGCCGCCAGUGGAUUAUGAAGGAGCAAGAGAUGUAAAGCCCAUUGUAAAUUUUGCUCUGUCGCAGGUCAAAGGUCUUCUCAGAGAUAGGUUGGAUGGUAAGGCAUCAGGAGGUUCAAGUAGCAAAACCUCUGGUGGCUCAAGUGAGAAGAAAAACGAACCAAAUGAAUCAGUAGAAUUGAAUUCGAGUAACUUUGACGAACUCGUUAUCAAAAGCAAGGAUCUUUGGAUUGUCGAGUUCUUUGCACCAUGGUGUGGGCACUGCAAGAAAUUGGCUCCUGAAUGGAAAAGGGCUGCAAAGAACUUGAAGGGUCAAGUGAAACUAGGCCAUGUUGAUUGUGACUCUGAUAAGUCCUUGAUGAGCAAGUACAAGGUAGAAGGUUUUCCAACUAUUUUGGUAUUUGGUGCCGAUAAGGACAGCCCGUUCCCCUACCAGGGGGCUAGAGCUGCUUCUGCUAUCGAGUCCUUCGCGUUGGAGCAGCUGGAAGCGAACGCUGCACCACCUGAAGUUUCUGAGUUGACUAGCGCAGAUGUGAUGGAAGAGAAGUGUGCUUCUGCUGCCAUUUGCUUUGUGUCUUUCCUUCCAGACAUCCUGGACUCAAAGGCAGAAGGAAGAAACAAGUACCUUGAGCUGCUACUAUCUGUUGCUGAGAAAUUUAAGAAGAGUCCAUACAGUUUUGUCUGGGCAGGCGCCGGCAAGCAAGCUGAUCUGGAGAAGCAGGUCGGAGUCGGUGGCUAUGGCUAUCCAGCCAUGGUCGCUCUCAACGUGAAGAAAGGCGCAUACGCUCCGCUCCGUAGCGCCUUCGAGCUCGCCGAAAUCACCGAGUUUGUGAAGGAGGCAGGGCGCGGCGGAAAGGGCAACCUUCCUCUGGAGGGCGCCCCGACGGUGGUCCAGUCGGAACCAUGGGACGGCAAGGAUGGAGAGGUCAUCGAGGAGGACGAGUUCUCGCUCGAGGAGCUCAUGGCGGACAGCUCUGCGCCCAACGACGAGUUGUGAUUCUCGAACCAUGGUAGCGUUUAGAGGAACACUGAUGCUUCACUUGUUCUGAUGUGUACACUGUACAAUUUGGACGGGACACUUUUUGGAAUGCCUUUUCUUUAUCUCAAUGUUAGCAUUGUGGGAGAAAGCUCUGGUGUGCAAGGUGUGGGGGUGUCCUUGCCCCCGAAAUAAAACCAGUUCUGAGCUUA
This is a messenger RNA of Hordeum vulgare subsp. vulgare (domesticated barley), 1588 nucleotides long. Its product is annotated as protein disulfide isomerase-like 2-3. Gene Ontology annotation, molecular function: protein disulfide isomerase activity; protein-disulfide reductase activity. The transcript has 9 exons. The coding region runs from base 75 to 1397 and encodes 440 amino acids. Gene Ontology annotation, cellular component: endoplasmic reticulum lumen. Gene Ontology annotation, biological process: response to endoplasmic reticulum stress. The record is from RefSeq and is a predicted model, not a curated record. NCBI's taxonomy places the organism in Eukaryota, Viridiplantae, Streptophyta, Magnoliopsida, Poales, Poaceae.